AUAUGAUCUGGACAAGGAUCUGUAUAAAUACCUGAAUCUCUCGAUCACUUCAGACGGUCAGUCAGGAGCUAGUGAAAGCAUGGCAGCAUCCCCACUCUGUGUCUCUGUGCUGUUGCUGCUGCAGAUUCAGCUGCUUAUCGUGCGAGAAGCUCAAUCCCUGGAGCCUCCAGCCCUCAGCUGCCCUGCCCUCGCUGGCAUACCUGGCACCCCUGGGCACAACGGCCUCCCUGGCAAAGACGGAAGAGAUGGGAAAGAUGGCAGAGAGGGAGCUCCUGGACCCAAGGGGGACAAAGGAGAUCUUGGAGUGGGAGUGCAGGGCCCUCCAGGAGAAAGGGGUCCAGCUGGUCCAGUGGGUCCACCUGGCCCAAAGGGGGACAGAGGGGAUCCAGGAGCAUUGGGUAAUGCAGGGGAAUGGUGGACACUUGUAGAGAAUAACUGCAGAGAUCAACUUACAAUAUGUCUGUCAAAAUGGUACAAAGGAGCAGUGAGAAAGAAUCACAGAACUUUGGGAAAUCCCAUUCAAGUCAAUGGAUUGUUCUACUUGCAUUGUUUAGAGUCGUAUAAUAAAACAUUGUAUACAAUGUCAUGUAGUGCAAUGUUUGCUGAUGGCACAUUUACCUCAUCUGAUAAAGCCUCAGGUUACCGCACCUUCCGAAAGGUUGGGCUGAAGUACUAUGUGACUGAUGGGCUUCUGGCCACUUUUGAUGAGGGCCUGAAGUUCUGCUCAGAUGCUGGAGCCACACUUGUGCUGCCAAGAACAGAAGAGGAAAACCAAGCGCUAGCCAAUGUGCAUGCAGUUUAUCCUUCCACUCACCCAUACAUUGGAGCAACAGACAGGAAGCAGGAGGGACGAUUUUCAGACUUAAAUGACAAACUGUUAACUUUCACUAAGUGGGGCAGUGGUGAGCCAGGUAACGCUAAUGGCAAUGAAGAUUGUGUUGUUACCUCUGUAUCUGGCACAUGGCAUGAUGUCAACUGUGACUCUGAUCGUCUAAUCAUAUGUGAAAUGACCAACUGAAGAAAAAUACUGCAAUAUAAAAUGUUUCCUCCUCAUCAAAAUGGAAGUAUUUCCAAUCAUGGCAAAAGCAAAAUAAUGUAAGCACUACUGCUUGUUCAUAAACUAAAUGGAGCAGGACCUAAAUACCUCUCAGACAUGCUUCAGCAGUACACACCCUCCAGACCUCUCAG
Molecule: messenger RNA, 1188 nt
Organism: Alosa alosa (allis shad)
Lineage: Eukaryota; Metazoa; Chordata; Actinopteri; Clupeiformes; Clupeidae
Product: mannose-binding protein C-like
Exons: 4
Coding region: 80-1018 (312 amino acids)
Source: RefSeq, a predicted model, not a curated record